AUGAUCAACUCUCGCCGGGAGAGCAUUUCUUCCAAUGACCAGGAUGUCCCUCCCACUCCAGUUCCGUAUGGAGCUGGCAGUGGCCAGGUGGCCGUCUUUGAUCGUUCCACGCCGAACGUGGCCCUGACGCCGUCUCCGACCAACCUUCUGGCUUUCAAUCUGGUCACUCCUGUCAAGCAGACGGCACCUGUUCAGCUUCCUUUGCAUCUUCAGCUCCUUCUGAACAAGGAGCCUACCAUUCCUCGCGCCAUUCCUGCGCCUAGCUCUCCUGUCAAGCCGCUUGAUCGUGCCUUGGAGAACAAGAAUGGCGAGACCAAUGUCUACAUCCGUGGCCUCCAUCCCGAGACCACUGAUGACAUGCUCUAUGCCUAUGGGGCACGCUUUGGGGAGAUUCAAUCUUCCAAGGCUAUCAUUGACAUGAAGUCGAAUCAGUGCAAGGGCUUCGGUUUCAUCAAGUACCACAACUACGAGGAUGCUGAGGGUUGCAUCCGUGGUUUCCAUCACCUCGGGUAUGAGUGCAGUUUUGCGAGGGAAUCGUUCUACUCCAAGCUUAAGAAGUUUUCUGACGAGGGAAACACCAACCUCUACGUCUCCAACAUCCCUCGGAACAUGAAUGAGCAUGAGCUCUCUGAGAUCUUCGCUCCGCACCAUGUUAUCUCCUCUCGCAUCCUUCGUUCCUCGGAUGGCCAUGGCCGUGGAGUCGGCUUUGCCAGGUGA
Molecule: messenger RNA, 717 nt
Organism: Eremomyces bilateralis CBS 781.70
Lineage: Eukaryota; Fungi; Ascomycota; Dothideomycetes; Eremomycetales; Eremomycetaceae
Exons: 3
Coding region: 1-717 (238 amino acids)
Cellular component (GO): nucleus; cytosol; ribonucleoprotein complex
Molecular function (GO): poly(U) RNA binding; mRNA 3'-UTR binding; poly(A) binding
Source: RefSeq, a predicted model, not a curated record